Messenger RNA from Vicugna pacos (alpaca), 11425 nucleotides. The record is from RefSeq and is a predicted model, not a curated record. Lineage: Eukaryota; Metazoa; Chordata; Mammalia; Artiodactyla; Camelidae.
GGGUGGGGAGAGGUCCCCUGCCGGGUCGAUGUGGCGCUUUUUUCUGCAGCCCCCCCCAAAUUCCUGCGGAGGGGCGGAGCUGGCUGGCCGGCUCCUCCCACUCCGGGCGGCGGGGCCCCAGCCUCCCCUCCCCCACUAUUUGGCAGCGUCUGGGGGUCUGGGGAAGCUUCGUUUAUGCACUCGGGGGAGUUAGGUUUCCGGGAAGGGUCGGAAGCUCCUCCCUCGCUUCCUGGUGGGCAGUGGGGUGGUGCGUUUGAUUCCAGGGGUGGGAAAGAGCCCCUUCAUUUCAAGGACGCAAGUGGCAUUUUGAGCUUUCGCAAUCUAAACCAGGUGUGUGGAGAGAAGGAAAUGCUUACUCCCAGCUUGAACCCUGAGCCGUGGUUCUCAAACUUUAGUGUCCUGUGGGGUCACCUGGGGAGGUUGUUAGGAAUGCUCAUUCCUAGGGCCCCACUUAAAACCUGCUGAAUCUGAGAUCCCGGAGUAGAGUCUGAGUAUCAUUUGAAUCACCUUGCCAGGUUGGUUGUAAUGCAGGUCGUCCAGGGGCCACACUUUGAGAACUGCUGACUGGACUUCAGAAGCUAGACUGGAGAUAGGCACUCUGCAGAGAACUAGUUAUACUUUGCAAAGAAUAUGUGUGUUCUCUAUUCCUUAGUGUCCUGGUGCAUGUAUACAUGAAGUGUUGGAUAAAGAUCAACAGUCUCUGUUUGAAGAUACACUGAGGACUUAGCAAGGGAGAGAGUAAUUUGAAUACUUGAAACAGCCUGGUGAGGGGGGGAGUUGUGAAUUUGCUGUUCUGAAAGCAUCAGAGGACUUGCAAGUGAAGUAUUUUUCUUUUGGAUUUGCACCCACAAAGCCAAGACACUUUGAGACAUGUUCUUAUAAAAUCUUGCUGAUGACAAUAGUAACAGGUUAUACUUGUUUCAGAUGUCACUUCCUCAGAAUUGUCACAAAGCGGGGUUAUAGUGCACAUAGCAUAAUUGUCUCUUGACACCCUGUAGUUUAUUUGUAAUUGCUGUAAUUCAGUUUUAAUGAUGAAUGAAGCUCAACCUUCUAAUCUUUCAUUUUAUUGGAAAGUGUGGUUCCUGCCUCAAAGGUGUUGUGCGAAAAAAAUGAUGUAUUGGAGCUUUUUACAAAUUUGUGGUGUGCAUUUUUAUUUCUCAGAGCCUGUAAAACUCAGUUAUUGACUUAAAAGAACUAACACUGUUUGAUUUGUAGAAUUUUCACUGGUGUACCUGACCAUCUUCCUGAGGCAUUUGUUGCCCAAGGAACAGAAAUAGCAAUUAGUUUGUGCACUGAAGUUUUGCAUUUCAGUUAAUUUGUUUUGGUUUGGGAUAUGAAAUUUGAAGAUUUUGAAGUUCCUAAAUAUUUUUUUCUGAUUUAGUCAAAUCGAAGCUUUGGUUAGCUUUCAGGAUCUCUUGGAAAUUUCAGGAUUUCUCCAGUGUUGCUUCACCUGGAAACAAAUUUUGGCCUGAAGGAGGGUAGAGGAGAGCCCAAAGGAUGUGCUUUUUCUCCUCAAGAUUGAGUCUUGGGUGUCGAUUGAAAUUCUCCUCAGAGUUUCUGUUACCCAGGUGUUUAUGACUCUGGGCACCAAAAGGAAAUUUACUUGCCAGAGUUUUCCUUGUUAGAGGUAGGUGAAAGUACCUUUAAAUCCUGUGUUAUUUAUGUCCUGGCAGAAUUCUAAAGUCUGCUUGUCUCAAAGCUCUGUUGACUCUUACCAGUUGAAAGACUCUAGGAAUUUGGUGUCCACUGUUCUAUUAAGCUUCUUUAGGUUCUUGAAUUUACUGUGAUCUGCACUCCAGUAUCCAGGUUGGUAUUUCUAUUUUGUCAUUGGCUCAACUCAUGCCAGAUUAUCCCAGUAAGUUCUUUCUCUUCUGUGGUUCUUCAUUUAAAAAAAUAGUACUAUGAAUAGGAAUUACUUUGUGGUGCACUUAACAUGUGAAAGAUAACUUUUGGGAACAUGGUGUGUAAUUUUUGCAUAUUUUAAAUUGUUUAUUUUUUGUUUAGAAUUUCUGUCCCUUUGGAUGAGACCCAUUGGUGGGUGAGGGGAACUUUUAGACUUCUCUCAUUUAAAAAAAAUUCUGUAACAAACCAAGUGCUGGAGAAUUUGUGAGAGCUUACACUGGGUAGAGAGAAGCUUGACUCUAGUGAUCUGUAAUGGUAGGGCAGUAGAUUAGAUCUAAUUACUCUUUGGACAGGUGAAUUUGGAGUGCUUGCCGUGGAAUCAGAUGCACUUGCUUGGGGGCAGUUUCAUAUUGCUCCUGAUCUUGCUCAGAUUGGUGGCUAGAGUAAUACCAGGAAUCCUUUUAAAAACUAUUUUGGUAGAGAAAGAAGAAACGUUUGGAAAAUUUCAGUAGUGUAGUAAACCUCAGGGGAUUGAUUUUUGCAGAUGUUAAUUAUGUUGAGAAGUAGAUGUUCUUUUAAACAUUUCGUAUUUGUCUUUCCUAGAUGUAAGAGGUAGGCUUUAGGAGGUUUAGAGGAUUGGAUGGGUAUGAAUUCUCCUGCUUGUUAGGAACAAUUUGUUUGGGAGAAAUAGCUGAGUGGGUUUCCCUUUAAACCGAAUGCCCUUAAAUGGAUUCUCCCUGGCUUUGAGAAACUCUUCAUUGUGUGCUUUAUCUUUCACUUUGAUUCAUGACUGACCAUUCUUACAUCAAACAUUUUUUUUCCCUUUGAAGUAGGAGAAGAGAUACUUUUUUUUUUUUAAGUGUACUCUGGAAACACAGAGACUAGGGAUAGAACACUGCUGAAUUGUUCUUACACUAAAAGCUGGAGGCAUAUACAGGUUUAAUAAAAGUGAAUACUUUCUAUCUUUUGAUGUAACUUCCCUUUAGAGAUUUUGUUUCCUCUGUCUUAGAUUCUCAGGCUCUUCCUGACUGCAAUUUAAAUAACUGGUAACUAAUUUUUCAGAGUCAUGCUUCUUAAAAAAAUUAUCAUACAAAAAUUCACCAGCUCAGCUCACAGUUAGUAUCAAAGAAGCUAUAUCAGUGGCAGUGAAUAUUAGUGGCUUGUACCAGGGUUUACUGUGGGUUUGUUCAAGUCAACACUGCUUAAUUAUAAAAAUGGCUCUUAGGUUCUUGGAAUACAAAGAUAUAUAAGGUUUGCCCUUGAGGAGCUUAUUGUCUUUUGGGAUGGAGAAGGUCCAGACACAUGAAUAGGAUUUUAUUACAGGCCUGGCAGGUGUCAUUAUAGAUGUAUAAAUGGUAAUAGACAUCCUGAUUCCUGCAUAUUGUCUAGGUGUAAUUAUGAGUAGUUCCUCCUUUUACUCUCAAGUGUCCUGCUUUGAAGGAUAAAUUACAUGUGUUGUGCAACUGUGGGACUCUGUUUAACUCUUUGUGGCAAAGAGCAGAGACGGCUUCCUGGAGGAAGGUGCUUUCCGAACUAAAUCUUGAAGGGUGAGUAGGAGUUAGGCCCAUCAGAGAGGCCGUAAGUAGGAGCUGGUGACAAAAAAUAGAGGAGAAUGUGUGUGUUUAUUUGCAGGGUGGAGAGUGUGGAAAUUGGGUAGCCCUACAUGUAGUUAUUGGAACAUAAAGUUCAUGGAGCAUCAGUUUGGCAGUCCUUUAGAGAGACAGAUAGAGACCAGAUUGUGAGGGCCUUGUAUGCCAGGCCAGCACACACCCACUUUGUGCCAGGCACUUAUUUACAUUAUCUCUAAUCUAUAAAACAACUCUGAGAGAGGGAGCAUCAGUAUCCUUCCCUCACAAAUGAGGUCACCUAAGCUCAGAGUGGGUAGGUAACUUGCCCAGGAUUAGAAGGCUAGAAUUUGAAUCCACAUCUGUCUGGUUUUAAAGCCUGUGCUUUUCCAGUGGCCAGUGGACUCUGGAAGCUUCAGUCGUCCAGUGUGUGAUUAGGUUGCUAUUGAAGGAUUUUCAAGUAGGAAAAUGAUGAGGGCAAGUUUGUUUUGUUGGGCUGACCUCAGGCUCUAGCAGGUUUAAGUUCUGCAGAAGCAGAGAUUUAGUCUUGUUUACUGAUGAAUUCCUAGGAUCGUCUGUGAUAUAAAGUAAAUAUUUCAUGUAUUUCUUGAAUGAAGGAUGGCAGCAGAGUAAGAAUUUGAGGAAAGCAGGGCUGAUUGCAGGGAUAUUAGCGAAGAGGCUGUUGUGUUGGGGCAGGUAAGAAACCAGCUGUGGGAACUAAGGGACAGGCGAGAGUGAAGGAUGAUGCCGAGAGGCUGCCAUCCAAGGUAAGGAGUAUUAGAAGAAGAAGGGAGAUGAGUUAGAAUUGCUGAGUAGAUAAAUUAGGGUGGAGAUGAAAUAGAGUAAAUGAUCACAGGGCAUGCCCCAGACAGAACUGAAUAUUUGAGUCUGAAGCUUGGGGAAAAAUCCAGGUAGAGGUGGAGAUUUGGGAGUUGUCAGAAGUUAGGUAGUAGUUGAAGCUGUGGGAGAUAAUGUUACUCAAGGGGAAUAUAGAACUUGAGCUAAGAGACUAAGAAUGGGACCAUGGUAAAUAGGGGUUUUAGUUUGGCACCUACAUCUCCAAAACUUAAAUUCCUUUAGUGCUCAGGGCUUGUGUUCUUCCAUAGAGAGAUCCUUCACAGCAGCAGUCCUGUGACACUUCUUGCUUUACAUUGACAGAGCAAUACAGUACUCGGUUGUUAUGGUUGUUAAAUGUUAAAUGACUGCAAGAUGUUAGUGGGGUUUGGACUAACCUCAGCAGCGGUACUGGUAGCGACAGAACAGAGAUACCGACAGCCUGUCUUUCCUCCCUGAGAAGGGUAGCACGCCUGAAACAAUUCAGCUUCUUAUAGUGAGAGAGCUCCGCUUGCUCACUGAGACACUACUGCUGUGACUUAGUUAUAGAUGUCGCUAACAUAAAUGGGAUGUUCCAUUUCUCAUUGUUUUGCUUGUACCAAUCAUAUAGAAUCACAGUAUUAUGCUGCCAAAUGGCAAAAUGUACUGUGGCAGUGAACACCAGAAUUUCACAGCCUACCAGCGAAAGUCAUCAUUUAAAAAUAUGAGUACUAAUGUACUAGAAAACUACUCGGAUGCUCCAAUGACACCAAAACAGAUUCUGCAGGUCAUCGAGGCAGAAGGACUAAAGGAAAUGAGAAGUGGGACAUCCCCUCUCGCAUGUCUUAAUGCCAUGCUACAUUCCAAUUCAAGAGGAGCAGAGGGGUUGUUUUAUAAACUGCCUGGCCGAAUCAGCCUUUUUACACUCAAGAAGGAUGCCCUGCAGUGGUCUCGCAAUCCAGCUGCAGUGGAGGGAGAGGAGCCAGAGGACACAGCUGAUGUGGAGAGCUGUGGGUCUAAUGAAGCCAGCACUGUGAGUGGUGAAAAUGAUGUUUCUCUUGAUGAAACGUCUUCUAAUGCAUCCUGUUCUACAGAAUCUCAAAGUCGGCCUCUUUCCAAUCCCAGGGACAGCUACAGAGCUUCAUCACAGGCAAACAAGCAAAAGAAAAAGACCGGGGUGAUGCUGCCUCGAGUUGUCCUGACUCCUCUGAAGGUAAACGGGGCCCACGUGGAAUCUGCAUCAGGGUUCUCGGGCCGCCACGCCGAUGGCGAGAGCGGCAGCCCGUCCAGCAGCAGCAGCAGCGGCUCUCUGGCCCUGGGCAGCACUGCUAUUCGUGGCCAGGCCGAGGUCGCCCGGGACCCUGCCCCGCUCCUGAGAGGCUUCCGGAAGCCGGCCACAGGUCCAAUGAAGCGCAACAGAGGAGAAGAGAUCGACUUUGAGACGCCUGGGUCCAUUCUUGUCAACACCAACCUCCGGGCCCUGAUCAACUCCCGGACCUUCCACGCCCUGCCGUCCCACUUCCAGCAGCAGCUCCUCUGCCUCCUGCCUGAAGUGGACAGACAGGCGGGAACAGAUGGCCUGUUGCGUCUCAGCAGCAGCGCACUGAACAACGAGUUUUUCACCCACGCGGCUCAGAGCUGGCGGGAACGCCUGGCUGAUGGCGAGUUCACUCAUGAGAUGCAAGUCAGGAUACGACAGGAAAUGGAGAAGGAAAAGAAGGUGGAACAAUGGAAAGAAAAGUUCUUUGAAGACUACUACGGACAGAAGUUGGGUUUGACCAAAGAAGAGUCGCUGAAGCAGAAUGUGGGCCAGGGGGAGGCUGAAAUUAAGAGUGACUUGCGUGUCCCAGGAGAAUCAACACGGCCACCGCGUGGUCCGGCCACCCGGCAACGAGAUGGGCAUUUCAAGAAACGCUCCCGGCCAGAUCUCCGAACCAGAGCCCGAAGGAAUCUGUACAAAAAGCAGGAGCCAGAGCAAGCAGAGGUUGCUAAGGACACACAGUCUGUGGCACCAGACAUGCCCCUCUACAAGGAUGGGGAGGCUGAGAAAGACUCAGCAGGGGCGGGUGGUCCCCACCCCCCUGGCACAUCCUCUGCAGCACCCGACCCAGAGAGUCCCGAAUUCCUGGCGGAGACUGGAGCUUCGCGGAUCCAGUCUGAUCCAGACGACCUGGCACGUGUCUCUGCGUCUCCAGACAGAGUUCUCAGCUUGCCUCAGGAAGCUGUGGAUCUGGAACCCAAGGAUCAGAAGAGGAAAUCCUUUGAGCAGGCGGCCUCUGCAUCCUUUCCCGAAAAGAAGCCCCGGCUUGAAGAUCGUCAGUCCUUUCGUAACACAAUUGAAAGUGUUCACACCGAAAAGCCACAGCCCACCAAAGAGGAGCCCAAAGUCCCGCCCAUCCGGAUUCAACUUUCACGUAUCAAACCACCCUGGGUGGUUAAAGGUCAGCCCACUUACCAGAUAUGCCCCCGCAUCAUCCCCAUCACGGAGUCCUCCUGCCGGGGCUGGACUGGCGCCAGGACCCUUGCAGACAUUAAAGCCCGUGCUCUGCAGGUCCGAGGGGCGAGAGGCCACCACUGCCAUCGAGAGGCGGCCACCACUGCCAUCGGAGGGGGGGGUGGCCCGGGUGGAGGUGGCGGCGGGGCCACCGAUGAGGGAGGUGGCAGAGACAGCAGCAGUGGUGAUGGUGGUGAGGCCCGUGGCCACCCUGAGCCCAGGGGAGCCCCGAGCACCUCUGGAAAGUGUGCGUCAGAUCUACAGCGAACACAACUACUGCCGCCUUGUCCUCUAAAUGGGGAGCACACCCAGGCUGGAGUUGCUGUAUCCAGAGCCUGCAGAGAGGACCUGGCUCCUCUCAGAAGGGAGAAGAGCUGCCCGCUGCAGAGGGUUCCAGAUGUCCUCACAAGUGCGCUGGAAGAUACCUCCCCACUUCCCGUUGCUCCCACUGGGGACCAGCCAUGCCAGGCUUUGCCUCCACUGUCCUCCAAAACCCCAGCAGCUGAGAGAGCAGCUGAACAACCUGUGUUGCAUCUAGAUGGUAGAACUGAAUGUGGGUUUGGUACUGCCUCCUGGGAAGGAGAUAAUGAAGAGCGAGGACCCACUAUCCCCCCAGAGAAUGGGCCUGUUCAGUCUCUAGCAGGGGAUGUUGUAUUAGAAGAAGGAACCUGCCAGGCUCUAGACCGUGGCAGUAGUCCCACCAUGAAGGAUCCUGUGACUGUGACCCCCAGUUCCAUCCCCAAAUCAUCACUGGCUGGUUGCCUGCAAGACAGGCAGUUUGAUGAUGAAUCAGGACUUGGUGACUCAGGCCCACCCUCGAGGGAAAGUGUUACUAGGCAAGAAAACUUGAAAACCGAGGCUCUCGACUCCACCGGUGCUGCUCCUUGGGUGCCUCCCCUGUUAAGUGAUAAGGCAGUGGGGCGGCCUGAUCCUGACUCCAGAGAUGACGUCCCAUCUGUUGAGCCCCAGGUCCGAGAGGAGUGGGAGAAAGCUGCUCCCCUCGUGCCGGCAUUGCCUAUGAGGUUGACUGCUGAGGACGGCCUGGACCCUUCUGGACAGCUCUGGACGGUGCCAUCUCAAGGGUGUGUUGACAGCACUGGCAGUGACUGCAAACAGCUGGAGGUUGAAAAGCUGAGAAUCAAUGGAGACUCUGAAGCACUGAGUCCUCACGGCGAGUCCACAGACACAGCCUCUGACUUUGAAGGUCACCUCUCUGAGGACAGCAGUGAGGCUGACCCUGGUGAAGCCACAGUGAAGAAGAGGUCCUUGGCGGUGGAGCGGGAUGAGAAACAGGACUGGCGCUGCUCUGCCUCACUCUCCAAGGUGAACGGUGACCUGAGCCUGGUCACGAGGACAGAUGGGAUGGUUGUUCCUCAGAGCUGGGUGUCCCGAGUCUGUGCGGUUCCUCAAAAGAUCCCGGACUCCCUGCUACUGGCCAGUACCGAGUACCAGCCAAGGCCAUUGUCCCUUGGGAGGCCUGGGUCCUCAGUGGAGGCCACGAACCCACUUGUGAUGCAGUUGCUGCAGGGCAGCUUGCCCCUGGAGAAGGUUCUUCCUCCAGCCCACGGUGGCAGCAAACCCGAAUCCCCACGACUCCCACUGACGAAAGAGCAGGGCCGUGGUGGCUCCCUGAGGAUGGGAUGUUUGCAAGACCCUGGGGGAAACAGCUGCAGAGCUGGCCGGAGCAGCCCCCCCUCUUUAAGAGCUUCAAAGGAGUCUCUCCUACCUGAGAGCUGUGAAGCAAGCACCGAUCUUGCCACCCAGGCUCCUGGAGCACCCCCCAAAAUUUCCAAGACAGUCCCAAGCGUAGACUCACUAUAUCCAGUGACAAAUCCGACAGCUGCCUCUGGGAAAGUAGAAGUGGAUUCCAAAGGGCAGCUCUCUCUCUUUAGUUUUGAAGAUCGGCUGGAAGCCCAUGACCUGUCCCAGGGCAGUAAUUCACGUGCUGCCCCAGGAAACCUCACUACCUCGAGAGCCCCUGGUUUCUCAUCUCCAAAUGUGAUCUCCUCGGAUCCCAAACAGACAGGUCGAGCCCUGGGUGAUCAGAACAGUGCUAGAGGCCAAGGGAAGAAGCUCUUUGGCUCCAAGACCGAGGCUGCAGCCCUUCAGUGCUCCAGGCCUGUGGAGCCCACGCCACUGCCCGCUGGUGCCCCUCCCAGUUUUCCCAGUAGGAAGUUGGGGCCAAGCAAAAACUCUGUGUCUGGUGGGGUCCAGACUGCCAGGGAAGACUGGGCUCCAAAGCCACCACCCGUCUCUGUUGGCAGCACUAAGAGCGAGAAGACUUUUGGUGGGGGUCCUCUCAAAGCGAAUGCAGAGAACAGAAAUGCAGUGGGGCCUGGUCCUCGGGAACUGGUGGACCACUUGCAAGGGAUGCCCUUUGUCCUUGAUUUGCCCUUCUGGAAAUUACCCCGAGAGCCUGGGAAAGGGCUCACUCAGCCUCUGGAGCCUUCUUCCAUACCCUCCCAACUCAACAUCAAACAGGCAUUUUACGGGAAGCUUUCCAAACUCCAACUAAGUUCCACCAGCUUUAAUUAUUCCUCCAGCUCCCCCACCUUUCCCAAAGGCCUUGCUGGAAGUGUGGUGCAGCUGAGCCACAAAGCAAACUUUGGUGCGAGCCACAGUGCAUCACUUUCCUUGCAGAUGUUCACCGAUAGCAGUACGGUGGAAAGCAUCUCGCUCCAGUGUGCUUGCAGCCUGAAAGCCAUGAUCAUGUGCCAGGGCUGUGGUGCAUUCUGUCACGAUGACUGUAUUGGACCCUCAAAGCUCUGUGUAUUGUGCCUUGUGGUGAGAUAAUAAAUUAUGGCCAUGGGAAAAGUUGUAUAUUUAGUGUGUGUAUUUUGAUAAUGAUUGAUCUUAAAUCUGUAUACACAAUAUCAUUGAUAAAAUAGACUGUCUCUCUAGGCAAGUCUUGCCUCUCUAAAAUUUAUAGUGCUAAAGCCCCUCCAUCACUUGUCGGACCUUCCGAUCUUGCUGGAAGGGUUUCCUAUAGGGCCACUCAUGGGGCUGCCCAAGGCCGGCGGCCCGAGCUCUCACACAGACCGUCAGAGCCUCAGAGCCUGGUGCGGCGUGAGGAGCCUCCUCAAGACCUAGAGGGACUUGACACUGAAGCGGGAAGGUUGUGUUCUCCACCAGGGGACUCACUUACUGAACUGAGUAGGAAUGUCAGUCUUCCACUGCCCCCUCCCUGCCGUCUUUCCUCCUGCUACUCCUGGGGAAUUGAUGGGAAAGAAGCCAGCACAGGGUUCAAGUAACUGCCAGCAGUGCCCACCAGGGGGCUUUAAGCACCUGCUGACCUCAGGUCACAGUUCAGUCAUUUGCAGUUGAUGGAGCCAGUUUGACCUUCGGUUCUGUUACUGAAGCCAACUUGGGACUUUCCUGCCUCUGUAUGAUCCACUGACCCACAGGAGCUUUCGGAACCUUGAAUAGACCUGCUUGGACGACGGGUCGGGCAUAGGGUUGUCUUUCCUCCUUGUGAGUCAGAUGUCCAGACGUUUGAGAAUUCCUCUGCUUGACACCCUCUCCGUCACCCUGGACUCUGGGAGUGGGCAUCUCCACACACCUGUGUAUGUGAAAGUCAUUUUACAUUUCAAAGCAGUGUGUUUUUCUUAUUUUUAUAUUUUUAACUCUUUAUCCUUGGAUGUAUAAAGUGAACUUUUGGCUUCUGUAAGUAUGCUCUAUGCACCUCUAAUGUUUUAUCAUGUAUUUAUAUGUUGUACACAGUACUGGCCGAUUCUGUAAAUGGAUGUGUUGUACAGAGAACACGAACGUCUCCCUUAUUUUACGUCUUCGGCAUCAUUGCAUUAAAGUGGUGUAACUGACUUCUCUCCACCUGUGUCAGAGCCACUGCGUGCUGUGCUGCCCGACUGAUGUGAGGGGUGGAGUGGUUGACUUGCCCUGUCCCAGGUCACCUGGUGGGCCUGCUGCAGCUUACAGAGCCGUGGUCAGCCUGGCCGCCAGCUGCUGAGCGGAUGCAUCUUGCUCCUCCCAUCUCUUCUCCUGCAACCUUCACUGGCUGCCAUAUGUGACAAGUCACCACCAUCAGUGUGUUCAUUGCUUCUGGAUGAAGGGUGAGUGCCCUGGGAAGCCCCCAGGUGGGCCUUCCAGACCCAGCUCCAGGGUCACCACCUGUCAGCGGUACCUGGGACCAUGCUUUUCUGGGGCCACAGGCUCCACUGGACGUACUUUUGACAGCAGGUGGAGGAAGAGACAGCCGUGCCUGCUUCCUGCCUCUCUCCCACACCUUUCCGGAAAGUAGAUGUCUCCACAGCUGUCUUCCCUCGCCCUGCUUCCUGCCUUAUGUCUCGUCCUCCGACUUGCUGCAGAGUCGAGCGUCGUCCUUGUUUAACGUAGGUCUCACUGUGUGAGUGCUUCUGUGUGAAGUAGAAAAUUGGUAUAACUUCAGCAAGUCUCAUUUCAUCUGAAGGGUCUCCCCCCCGCCCUUUUCAUCCCAUGUGGCAUUUUUGUCAUCUAAAGCAUGAGUGGGAAGUUGGCAAUGAUGUGGUGAUUUCAUUGCAGUAUUGGCCAAGUCCAAGUCGUCAGCUUCAAGAGUCUGUUUACCAAAGACAGGGAGCAGAGGCCCAAGUGUGUUUGAUCCUCUUCUGCUGUGACCUUUGGGACCACUCUAGGGGACAGUUGGGAACUGGUCUGCCAGGACAAGCACUGCUCUUGUAUGUCUCUGUGGUCUUGGAAAAAUAAACCUGUACAACCUGCA